UGUCACGUGGAAGCAGAGUAUGAGGCUAUCCGCUAAAACAGACGCUUUUUAAAUGAAACAUUCUGUGUGUAUUUAGCUUUAUAAACCUUUCUCUUGACGAGUUAACCUGUGCGACUUCAACACACCAUGGAAUCGGAAGGGAUGUCGCACCAUGCAGUCAGUUCAUCAGUAGAUGUGUCUCAGAGUGUUGAGGAGGACCCUUUAGUGGACGGACCGCUGAUCUCCCAUGAUGCCCUGCAGUCUGCUAUCAGGAGAGAAUUCAAAACUCUCCCCACACACUGUCCUGCUGUCCUGCUGUUGCUGCUGCAGGUGGUGUAUGUGUCUCUGAGUGUGUGUGUUGCCGUAGUGUGUGUGUUGGAGGUUGGCCGGGAGGAGUGUGUCCGUGUGUUGGGUCAUGUUCGGGGGCAGAGUGUGGUGGUGAUUGGGAAGGUGUUUGUGUGGCUGUGUGUGUUGUUGUUUGGUGUGUGUGUUCAGCAUCACCACAGCCGAGUGAGGGGCAGAGGAUACCUCCGUUUCUACAGAGACAACCGCACCCUGAAACACCUGCCCUUCCUCAUCCACUCUGCAGGGAACACGGCGGUGUUGGUGGUCAUGUCAGCUGAUCUGCCAGAGGCGGGUCAUCUUCCUGUUUAUCUGCUGCUAGGGAUUCUGGGACUGGAGCUCCUGGUCUCUCUGCCUUGUCUGAUCAUCUACACAGUCAGGGUGGUGAGAUUCAACAGAGACAGAGCUGGUCCAGAUAUCAGUCAGGAGGAACCAUCUAACUCCUACAACACUACUGAGACUGGCUUCAGAGAGGGCUCCAGUCUGGAGGAGGUAGUGGAGAAACAAGCUGAUCUCAUCGACUACCUGAAGCAACACAACACCUUACUGAGCAAGAGACUGCUCAACAUGACUGUACAGCACUGACCGCAAUACAACCACAAUACGACCACAACACCACCAUAAGAGACAGAGAGAGGAGGAUGGAAGAAGAGAAGAGUGUCACAGAUUAGAGGCCUGACCACCCCAAGUGACCUCUGGGUAGUGUGUGUGCGUAGAGAUUGUGUGUGUGCGUAGAGAUUGUGUGUCUGUGUAGAGAUUGUGUGUGAAAAGGGUAUUCAUUAGAUAUAUGUGAGAAAGAGGGAGAAGAAGGGAGGAGAGAUGAGGGAGAGAGAGAGAGAAAAAGAGGGAGCGAGA
This is a messenger RNA of Oncorhynchus masou masou (cherry salmon), 1176 nucleotides long. RefSeq names its product transmembrane protein 192-like. NCBI's taxonomy places the organism in Eukaryota, Metazoa, Chordata, Actinopteri, Salmoniformes, Salmonidae. The record is from RefSeq and is a predicted model, not a curated record. The transcript is spliced from 6 exons. Gene Ontology annotation, cellular component: late endosome; lysosomal membrane. Bases 127 to 906 code for a protein of 259 amino acids.